AUGGUGACAAGAAACGUUUCAAACGUUUUUUUAUUUCAUUAACAGCUUCUUCUAGGGGCUUUCUUGCUGGUUUCCGCCCUUACAUUGGUCUGGAUGUUUGUCAUCUAAAAGGAAAGUACAACGGUGUACUAGCUGCAGCCACUAGUAUUGACACUAACAGCUGCAUUUUUCCAUUAGCUUAUGCUGUUAUUGAAUCAUAAAGUACAAGUUCAUGGACCUGGUUUCUUGAAUUAUUAAAAGAAGCAAUUGCGACGCCAAAUGGCCUUGUUAUUUCAUCUUAUGCAAAAGGGGCUAGGAGUAGCUAUAAUGCAGGUUUAUCCUAGUGUUGAGAAUAGAGAAUGCAUAAAACACUUUUAUAGCAACUUCAAGAAACAUUUCCGUGGUGACUUCUAUAACUACAAAUUGUGGAGUGCUGCCAGAACAUAUUGUACUAAUGAGCAUGAUAGGGUUACUAAAGGAAAUCGCGGGUGUACGUCCAGAGCCGGUUACGUAUCUCAACGAGAAUUAUAAUAAGAUAUGGAGUCGAGGCAAGUUUGGCACAACAUCCAAGUGUGAUUACAUUACUAAUAACAUCGCAGAAUCAUUUAAUUCUUGGCUAGGUGCACUGCGUUAUAAACUGGUACUUGAUCUUCUCGACGGGAUUAGGGACAAGCUUAUGAGAAGAUUUGAUAAGAAGAGGAAUAUUGUGGAAAAAUGGAAGGGAUCAUUAGUCCCUAAAGCUAAUAUGUAUCUCAACGGAAUCUCUAAGAACUUAGGCGCAUAUGGGGUUUUCAGAAGCAGCGACAAUCGAGCUGAAGUGGAAUACAAGGGUAAGCGUUGGGAGGUUAUACUAAAUGAGAGAAAAUGUACUUUUCGGGUUUGGCAAGUCACAGGUCUUCCAUGUGUACAUGCUGCGGCAUUCAUUGCGUUUACAAGAGAUACUGAUUGGGUAAAAUAUGUAGAUUCAUGUUUCACAAUCACAAACUUCAUAGAAGCCUAUGCCCUUGAAAUUGCACCAUUACCGGGAAAGGAUCAAUGGGUGGAGAGGGAAACCAGUGAAAGAAUAUAUCCACCUAUACUAAAACGCCCACCUGGAAGACCCCGCAAAGAUAGAAUUAAACCACCUGGUGAGGCCAAAAGAAAAAAGAAAUGUCCACGAUGCGGUGGGUAUGGACACCAUGAAAAAAAGUGCAAGAAUCCAACAUCUCAAGUUCCUGAUCCAAAUCAAUCAUCUACGAGUAAAAGGAGGCGAGGAAAGAAUACAAAAGCUCGUGAAAGUUGUGCAAUAUGAGGUUUUAAGUUUGCAAAUAGCUCAUCAAGUUCUAAUAAAACGAAUGGAGCUUAUUCUUCUCGGUUAGAAUGGGUUGAUUGCUGAAUUUCUUCUUAAUUAGAAGGUUUUGCUAAUUGGUUUGCAAGAGAACUAAAAAGGGAUAUUGUUGUGGUUCCUGCAUGUUUUCGGUUUCCUUUUUUUUUCUACUACAGAUGGUCUUAUCAACGUCAGUGUAUAGCAUUUGUUUUGUAUGGUUACUAUUCUGCACACAAGUUUGGUCAUCAUCUAGUGUGUCAUCAUUUGGACCUAUCUUGUUUUUUAGCUAAUGGGUUCUACCAAAGUUAUCUUUGUAGUACUAUGACAGUAGUGUUUUUAGCUAUUUAGAUUAUUAUCUUUGUGUGUU
Erigeron canadensis is the source of this 1652-nucleotide messenger RNA. RefSeq lists its product as uncharacterized. NCBI's taxonomy places the organism in Eukaryota, Viridiplantae, Streptophyta, Magnoliopsida, Asterales, Asteraceae. The coding region runs from base 434 to 1270 and encodes 278 amino acids. The record is from RefSeq and is a predicted model, not a curated record. The transcript is spliced from 3 exons. Gene Ontology annotation, molecular function: zinc ion binding.